AUGUUAACUGAAGAAGUUCUUAACGGAAAUAAGUUGUACGAUAUCCCGAAGGAUACCAUUGACAAUGAAAUUCAAACUUUAAUGGAGAAUUUACAGGCUAAAAAGGGAUUCAAUCCUUAUCAGGAUUUUGACCCCGAGAAACAUCUUUUAUACAAGGAUGGUGAUUAUGAGAAAGUAAGAACACUUACUUUGAACGAGCUAGGAAUCAACAAGACCCAUGUUCCUCCGAUUUCGGAAGUUGCUGUUUCUGAUCCCUUCCCAUUGUUCACAGAGGAGGCUUGUGAAAUAAUGAAAUGGGAAGCGUUCCAAAGAAAAAGUGUUACUAAGUAUGGUAAACUACCAAUAAUGUCGAAGGGCGGAACUUCAACAGAUGUUCAGGUCUGUGGAUACACUGACUAUGCUCCAUUUACGGUAGCAGCUUGGAAACAUCCAAAAACUCAAGCGAUCAUUGAUAAGUUUGCUGGGGUAGAAUUGCAGAUAAUGUUUGAUUACGAAAUUGCACACAUUAAUGCUUCUCUCAUUGAUCAGAGCAAGCCACGGGGUAAGAUUGCUCCCAGUAAGUCAGGGAAAGAUAAGGAUUCCAAAGCUGUAUUUGACUGGCAUUAUGACUCUAACUCUUUUUCGGUAGUCCUAAUGUUAUCUACAAACGAUGAAAUGGAGGGAGGCAAAACAGGAUUACGAGCAGGCAAUGAAGAAGUUGUUUUCGUAGAUGGUCCAAAAGUAGGCUACGCAACAAUUCUUCAAGGCCGGGUUGUUAAGCAUAUCGCCACCAAGCCUGUUUCGAAUGACGAACGUAUUUCGUCUAUUGUUGGAUAUAUUCCAAAAUCUCUCCAUGUUCCUGACACUACGGUAUUAACAACUUUCAGACCUUCUGUAUCACCUAGGUCUUUACAUGAUGAGUAUUAUCCCCAAUGGAUGGAGUAUAGGUUUAAGCGAAUUGAAGCUCGUUUGGCAGAUAAGAGACAAGAAAUAAUGAGAAACCUGAAAGACGGAAAGCGUUUUGAUCAGCUAGAAGUCGUCGAAUUUUGUAAAGAUAUUUCUCAGUAUUUGUUUAAGAGCUGGAAUGAAUUUGAAUCUGUUGUUGAGAAUGAAAUUUUUCCACCUAAAGUAUUUUCAACUCCUUACAAUGAAUUAUGA
Molecule: messenger RNA, 1137 nt
Organism: Priceomyces carsonii
Lineage: Eukaryota; Fungi; Ascomycota; Pichiomycetes; Serinales; Debaryomycetaceae
Exons: 1
Coding region: 1-1137 (378 amino acids)
Source: RefSeq, a predicted model, not a curated record